Messenger RNA from Lepus europaeus (European hare), 3483 nucleotides. RefSeq names its product myelin transcription factor 1 (gene MYT1). Gene Ontology annotation, biological process: regulation of transcription by RNA polymerase II. NCBI's taxonomy places the organism in Eukaryota, Metazoa, Chordata, Mammalia, Lagomorpha, Leporidae. Gene Ontology annotation, cellular component: nucleus. The record is from RefSeq and is a predicted model, not a curated record. The transcript is spliced from 22 exons. Gene Ontology annotation, molecular function: zinc ion binding; DNA-binding transcription factor activity, RNA polymerase II-specific; RNA polymerase II cis-regulatory region sequence-specific DNA binding. The coding region runs from base 94 to 3483 and encodes 1129 amino acids.
UUCCGGGGCGAGCUGCUGAGUCAGAGGUGGACACACGGAGACCAGGCCAGCAGCUGCAGGACCGCGAGGCCCCUCCUGGGCAGACGUAGCAAGAUGAGCUUAGAAAAUGAUGAUAAGCGAGCUCGCACGCGAUCCAAGGCCCUUCGAGGACCCCCAGAGACCACAGGCGCAGACCUCAGCUGUCCCACCCCAGGAUGCACGGGCUCAGGGCAUGUUCGGGGCAAGUACUCCAGGCACCGAAGCUUGCAGAGCUGCCCCCUGGCCAAGAAGAGGAAGCUGGAGGGCACAGAGGCCGAGCACCUGGUGUCCAAGAGGAAGUCCCACCCCCUGAAGCUGGCUCUGGACGAGGGCUACGGCGUGGACAGCGACGCCAGUGAAGACACUGAGGUGAAGGGCGCCUCUGUUUCCGAGGAAUCGGAAGGAGCCGUGGAGGCCGAGGCUGAGCUCUCGGGACAGGAGGAGAUUCAUCGCCUGGAGCCAGCUGCAGGAAGGAGCCCCAUCAAGUCCCAUUUUGGAUCCAACCCUGUCGGCAGCCCUGCUGGCUCCUCCCAGGGCAGCUGCAGCAGCUACCAGGGGGUCAUUGCAGCUUCUCUGUUAAACUUGGGCCAAAUCGCCGAAGGGAGCCUGGCGGGGGAAGACUCAGGCCAGGGGUCCAAACCAGGCCUGCUUCAGGAGGGUGCUGACGAGGGGUCCGCCAGUGAUGAGGGUGAGAAGGACCUUUUCAUCCGGGUGGGAGAUGCAGGGGGGGCUGCUGAUGUCACCAGCGAGUGCCCCCAGGAGCCACGACCUCAGUCCCUGGAGAGUGUGGCCAGAGAGGUGUCCAGCAAGCAGAAAGGUCACCAGGAGGAAGAGGAGGAGGAAGAGGAGGAGGAGGAGGAAGAGGAGGAGGAUGGGAUGGAGGAGGAGGAAGAAGAAGAGGAGGUCGAGGAGGAGGAGGAAGAAGAGGAGGAGGAAGAGGAGGAGGAGGAGGAGGAGGAAGAGGAAGAGGAGGAGGACGAGGAGGAGGACGAGGAGGAGGAGGAGGAAGCAGCCGCUGCUGUGAUCUUCGAGGACGCCUCCCACACCUCUGCCCAGAAGGCCCCUGAGCUCCGGCGCCCAGAGCCGCCCAGUCCCAAGCCCGAGUACUCUGUCAUCGUGGAAGUCCGCUCGGACGAUGAUAAGGACGAGGAUGCACGUUCCCAGAAGUCAGCGGUCACUGAUGAGUCUGAGAUGUAUGACAUGAUGACCCGUGGGAACCUGGGCCUCCUGGAGCAGGCCAUUGCCCUCAAGGCUGAGCAGGUGCGCGCUGUUUGCGAGCCGGGCUGCCCACCCUCCGAGCAGGGCCAGCCGGGGCCCGGAGAGGCAGGCAAGGCAGUGAAGUCCCUGGAUGCCGUGCGCAAGAGCUACUACAGCAAAGAUCCUUCCAGAGCUGAGAAGCGGGAGAUCAAGUGUCCGACCCCAGGCUGUGACGGCACUGGCCACGUGACGGGGCUGUACCCGCACCACCGCAGCCUGUCCGGCUGUCCCCACAAGGACAGGAUCCCCCCAGAGAUCCUGGCCAUGCAUGAGAACGUGCUGAAGUGCCCAACCCCUGGCUGCACAGGCCAGGGCCACGUGAACAGCAACCGCAACACACACAGAAGUUUGUCUGGGUGUCCCAUCGCUGCUGCUGAAAAAUUAGCCAAAUCUCAUGAGAAGCAGCAGCCGCACACAGGAGACCCUUCCAAGAGCAGCUCCAAUUCCGAUCGGAUCCUCAGGCCCAUGUGCUUCGUGAAGCAGCUGGAAGUCCCUCCAUAUGGGAGCUACCGGCCCAGUGUGGCCCCUGCCACACCCAGAGCCAACUUGGCCAAGGAGCUGGAGAAAUUCUCCAAGGUUACCUUUGACUACGCAAGUUUCGAUGCUCAGGUUUUUGGCAAACGCGUGCUUGCCCCAAAGAUUCAGACCAGCGAAACCUCACCCAAAGCCUUUCAAUGCUUCGACUACUCACACGAUGCUGAGGCUGCACACAUGGCGGCCACCGCCAUCCUGAACCUCUCCACCCGCUGCUGGGAGAUGCCCGAGAACCUCAGCACGAAGCCACAGGAUCUGCCCAGCAAGUCCGUGGACAUCGAGGUGGACGAAAAUGGAACCCUGGACUUGAGCAUGCACAAACACCGCAGACGGGAAAAUGCUUUCCCCAGCAGUAGCAGCAGUUGCAGCAGCCCCGGCGUCAAGUCUCCCGAUGUCUCCCAGCGCCAGGGCAGCACCAGUGCCCCCAGCAGCUCCAUGACCUCGCCCCAGUCCAGCCAGGCCUCCCGCCAGGAUGAGUGGGACAGGCCAUUGGACUACACCAAACCCAGUCGCCUGCGAGAGGAAGAGCAGGAGGAGUCAGAGCCAGCAGCCCAUUCUUUUGCUUCUUCUGAAGCAGAUGACCAGGAAGUGUCCGAAGAGACUCUCGAGGAGCGGAAGUACCCCGGGGAAGUCACCCUGACCAACUUUAAGCUGAAGUUUCUCUCCAAGGACAUAAAGAAGGAGCUGCUCACCUGCCCCACCCCCGGCUGUGACGGCAGCGGCCACAUCACUGGGAACUAUGCCUCCCACCGCAGCCUCUCUGGUUGCCCUCUUGCUGACAAGAGCCUCAGAAACCUCAUGGCUGCCCACUCUGCUGACCUCAAGUGCCCCACGCCUGGCUGUGACGGCUCUGGCCACAUUACAGGGAAUUAUGCUUCACACCGGAGCUUGUCGGGCUGCCCUCGUGCCAAGAAAAGUGGAGUCAAGGUGGCACCCACCAAGGACGACAAGGAGGACCCGGAGCUGAUGAAGUGCCCAGUGCCUGGCUGUGUGGGGCUCGGUCACAUCAGCGGCAAAUACGCCUCUCACCGAAGCGCAUCUGGCUGCCCUCUGGCUGCCCGGCGGCAGAAAGAGGGGUCCCUCAACGGCUCGUCAUUCUCCUGGAAGUCGCUGAAGAAUGAGGGACCCACCUGUCCCACCCCAGGCUGUGAUGGCUCUGGCCACGCCAAUGGGAGCUUUCUCACUCACCGGAGUUUGUCUGGCUGUCCCAGAGCAAGUUUUGCUGGAAAGAAAGGAAAACUCUCAGGGGAUGAGGCUCUCAGCCCAAAGUUCAAAACCAGUGACGUGCUGGAGAAUGAUGAGGAGAUCAAGCAGCUGAACCAGGAAAUCCGAGACCUGAAUGAGUCCAACUCGGAGAUGGAGGCCGCCAUGGUGCAGCUGCAGUCCCAGAUCUGCUCCAUGGAGAAAAGCCUGAAGAGCAUUGAAGAAGAGAACAAGCUCAUUGAGGAGCAGAAUGAAGCCCUGUUUCUGGAGCUGUCUGGCCUGAGCCAGGCCCUCAUCCAAAGUCUCGCCAACAUCCGCCUUCCACACAUGGAGCCAAUAUGUGAACAGAACUUCGAUGCCUAUGUGAGCACCCUCACCGACAUGUACUCCAACCAGGAGUGCUACCAGAGUCCCGAGGACAAGGACCUCCUAGAGAGCAUCAAGCAGGCCGUAAGGGGCAUCCAGGUCUAG